Molecule: messenger RNA, 1445 nt
Organism: Arachis ipaensis
Lineage: Eukaryota; Viridiplantae; Streptophyta; Magnoliopsida; Fabales; Fabaceae
Source: RefSeq, a predicted model, not a curated record
CUUCUCACAAAUGCCCUAACACAUUCAGAUCAGAUAACCCUAAGCCCACACACGAAGCGACAAUUGCUCUCUAAGCCCUCCAGAUCAGACAACCCUAACCUUGUCUUCAUUGUGCCUCACGAAGAAUCCCCUAACCGCGAUGAGGAACAUCAGAUCGAAGAACCCGUAACCUCUCUUCAUUGUGCACUCCCCAAAGAACGUCGUCGGCGCGCGCGAUACCUCUGUCGGCAAUCCCUCUUCCGGCCCGUAACCCUCCUUUAAGUUUCUUCUCUCUUCUCUCGACACUCUCUCCCUCAAGCUCACUGUGGCUCACCUCUCUCACGGCUGGUCUCGCCGUCGACCCCUCUCUCUCUGGUUUCACGCUUCUCUCGCGCCCAUUUCAGACUCAAGCUCAUCGCUCUCUGUCACCACCGUCGCAAGCUCUGUCGCGCUCUGUCACCAUUGCAAGCUCGUCUUCUUGUGUCGGCCGUCAACGCUUCCUUCGUCGUGAGUUGGUCCUGGGUAGGUUGGUAAAUUAGGAACUGGGAGGAUGAAAUUGAGUUAGAUGGAGAAGUGAUUGAAUUGAGUUACCGCGGCUCGUAUCCCUGUUGGCAAUUGCUGAGAGGAAGUGUAGAGAGAAGCCCAGCCAGAGCUUCAUUGCUUUAUCUGCCCUUGUUCCUGGUGUUCACUGCUAUGGCAUUCAUCUUGUUCGCAGAAGAGAAUGUUGACAUUGCUGUUGUUGAGGCUGGUUUAGGGGGUGCUCGGGAUGCAAAGAAUGUUAUAUCCUCAGUUAGGAUAAAGGCUGCACCACAUACUCCACUUAGGCUACGUGAUGAUCCUGAGACAGGUUCCAUUUUAGAGAAACUUACAGAGGAGAACUUACGGGACUGGGGGCUUUUGCAAGACUUCUAUCGUUUUGUGAAGACAAUAGAAAGUUCUGCCAAGGAAUUCUUUGGGCAAAGGUAACUCAGCCACCCUAGCUGCCAGCGUGGGUUUCUUCUAUGAAGACUGCUAAACCUACUGUUAAUGGUAUGAAUUUGUUGUUUUUAAUUAUAAUUUUUUAUCAAAUAUGAAGUGUGUAGUUGAGUUGCUUAAUUUCAUUAGAUAGAGAAACAUUCUUGUGCCUUUCUAUUCAAUAGCUUUUGAGAGCUAUGAUGGUUCAUGAUAUGGUGGUAUUCAGAACCUUUGUGAUAAAGAUUUUUAGAGUUUGAUCCUUAUUGCCCCAAUCCUAAAAUUGUAUUUUAGCACAAUAUAUGGGUAGACCUCUGCAUUGUCCAUGCAAUAAGCCCAAAAUAAGUGGUUGUGAGGGGCAUGCAUAUUAGAUAUAAAAGUAUUUACAUGCCUCUACUGAACAACUUAAGUUUUUGGAAAAGUUGCUUCAAUGAUAAAUUUUACUAGUUUGAAUGAAUUGAUAUAGGUAUUUGAUUACAGGCUUAUGAUAGUUGUAAGUUCUAUUAGGCAUUGAA